Messenger RNA from Drosophila rhopaloa, 830 nucleotides. Its product is annotated as myosin light chain kinase, smooth muscle-like. NCBI's taxonomy places the organism in Eukaryota, Metazoa, Arthropoda, Insecta, Diptera, Drosophilidae. The record is from RefSeq and is a predicted model, not a curated record. The transcript has 2 exons. The coding region runs from base 1 to 696 and encodes 231 amino acids.
AUGGCGGAUGGACUCAUUCGGGUCUUCCUCAAUGCUACGCUCUACAGUAGCAAUAGCUUCUUCUCGCUGGAUAAGAGCUCUACCAAACGACAAGUUAUCGCCGGCGACAAAGCGCCCAAAAUAGUUAGUCACCUGGAAUCGAGAUUUGUUAAGGAUGGCGAUGCAGUUACUCUGGCCUGUCGCAUUAUUGAAGCUGAACAUUUCGAUGUAGUAUGGUUGCACAACAACAAAGAGAUAAAGCCAAGCAAGGACUUCCAAUACACCAACGAGGCCAAUAUAUAUCGAUUGCAAAUCGCCGAGAUUUUCCCCGAAGAUGGCGGCACCUACACUUGCGAAGCCUUCAAUGAUGUAGGCGAAUCGUUCAGUACUUGCACAAUUAAUGUAACAGUGCCUGGAGAUGAGCCCAAGCACCCGGCCUUUGUAAAAUUCCCCACAUCAGUUUCGGUAGUGGAAGGCGAGAGUACUAUAUUGGAAUGCGAAGUAGAUUCUGAGCUCCUUAAUUUGGUUUGGGUAAAGGAUGGCAAGCCCAUUGACGAAACUCUUUCACGAUACUCAUUUACCAAGGACGGCAGCCGAUACGCUUUUACAGUUUCAAAAUGUAACUUGGACGAUGUGGGCCAGUACCAGGCUAAGGCGGUAUCGAGAAAGGGCGAAAGUAUAUGCGCAUUCUCAAUAAACGUCCACAACUCCGAUUGAUAAGCCAAAUUAGGAAGAUAAUUCAACGUAUCGAACCAACUAUUAAAAGCCUGCAUAUUUAUUAUAUACAUAUGUUAAGAGUAUGCUAAAAUUAGACUGCUCAUAAAAAGUCGAUUUCAUCAUUCAAACAUCUA